AUGGCCAAAGAUAAGCAAAAGAAGAAGAAGGACGCACAGACUAUAGGUAAACCAAUAACACUGGAUUCUAGGUUUAAAUCUGUACACAAUGACCCGAGAUUUAAAUUUCCCAGCUUUAAAAAUUUGAAAGUCAAAGUAGAUGAUAGGUUUAAUAAAGAUGAGUUGAAAAAAUUGAGUGCUGGUUCAGCUGGAAAAAAAGUCAAGAUCGACAAAUAUGGAAGAAGGCUUGGAAAGAAGGCAAAUGUGUUGAGCAAAUUUUACGAGCACGAGAAUGAGCACGAGAAUGAGGAGGGUGAAGAGAGCGAGGAGAGUGAAAAGAGCGAGGAGAGCGAAAAGAGUGAGGAAAGCGAAGAAGACAAAGAAAGUGAAGAAAGUAAAGAGGUGGAAGCAUUAGCAGCAAAGAUUAGAGUCGAGGAAGCAGGGUUUGAUAGAGCACGUGGAGAAGGUUCUAUAGACACAUCGGAAAGCGAGGAAUCAGACUCUUUGUCGUCGUCGUCGUCUGAUGAAGAGGAAGAAGAAGUUGAUAUUGAUGAAGGAAGUGAGUCUGAAAUAGAAUUAGAAGAAAACAAACCAGACGAAUCAGAUCCAACAAGUUCUUUUGCUGUUGUAAACAUGGAUUGGGAUAACAUUCGAGCAGAGGAUCUUAUGGCCACAUUUUUGUCAUUUGUUCCUAAGGGAGGCAAGAUAAAAACCGUUACAAUUUACCCUUCUGAAUUUGGUAAGGAACGGAUGCAAAAAGAAGAGAUAGAAGGUCCACCAAGAGAAUUGUUCAAGAGCAAGAAAAAGAAGAGUAAAAAAGGUAAAAUAACUUUAAGUUCGAAUUCGGAUUCGGAUUCGGAUUCGGAUUCAGAUUUGGACUCCGAUUUUGACAUAAAUGAUAGCACACAAUUGGAGAAGGUGACACGAAAGCUUUACGAACAAGAUGACGGGAAGGAAGACUAUGAUAGUAAGGCUCUACGCUGGUACCAGUUGCAGAGGUUGAGAUACUAUUAUGCAGUGGUUGAGUGUGAUUCUGUUCAUACAUCUCAAAGUAUAUACCAACAAGUGGAUGGUACCGAAUAUGAAUCUACGGCUAAUAUAUUUGAUCUCCGGUACAUUCCGGAAGAUAUGACAUUCAACGAAGAGGAAGCUAAGGAUCGCUGUGAUCAUGUUCUGGCGAACUAUCGUCCUGAUUCCAGAUUUGUGACUGAUGCCUUACAACAUUCAAAAGUCAAGUUGACGUGGGACGAAACACCAAAAGAGCGUAACGCUUUAUCAUCGAGGACCUUGUCCCAAAAAGAAAUAGAGGAUAAUGAUUUUAAGGCUUAUUUAGCAAGUGAUUCCGAAAGCGAAGAAAUAGACAACGAGGGUGUUAGUGCAAAGAGCAAAUAUCAAAGCUUAUUAGGAGAUACAUUUCCAAAAUUUGGGAAAAGAAAUGAAGAGGAAGAUGAUAUUGAUUUGGAAAUCACUUUUGAUCCCGGAUUAAAGGAAAAGAAUGACGACGAUGAGGAUGAGGAGGAGGAGAACAAGAAGGAAGAGUCUACCAUCGAUGCAUAUAAGCGAAAAGAAAAAGAGAGGCGUCAAAGACGACUUAACAAAUUCAAAGAAAAACAACAAGGUGGACCAGAUGGGGAGGACGCUACAGAUGCGGGUAAUAUUGAAAAGUCUGGUAAUAAGACGAAGAAUAAGGGGAAGUUGCUGAAAGAGCUUUCCCUAAAGCAAAAAGCUGAGUUGGAGCUUGUAACAAUGGACAACGACCAAGUGGGUGAGCAUUUUAACAUCAAGGAUGUGUUGAAACACGAAAAAUCGAAAAAGAACAAAAAAUCGAAAAAGAGAAAGAAUAUUGACAAUGAGAUGAUCCAGGAUAAUUUUGAGCCCAAUUUAAAUGAUCCGAGAUUUAGUGAGAUUUUUGAAGAUCAUGAAUAUGCCAUAGACCCUACUAGUAGUGAGUAUAAACAAACAGAAACAAUGAAGAAGAUUUUAAGGGAAAGAUCUAAUAGAAAAAAGAAUUUUGAAGCAAAAGAUGGAUUGACCCAAUUGAGUAAGAAGGAAAGGAAAACAAAGACCGAUUCAGAUAGUGUAAAGGAUAUAGCUAGGAAAUUAUUAAAGAGACAAAAAAGGGAGUAG
Messenger RNA from Lodderomyces oxycetoniae, 2106 nucleotides. Its product is annotated as pre-rRNA-processing protein ESF1. Gene Ontology annotation, cellular component: nucleus. The record is from RefSeq and is a predicted model, not a curated record. Bases 1 to 2106 code for a protein of 701 amino acids. NCBI's taxonomy places the organism in Eukaryota, Fungi, Ascomycota, Pichiomycetes, Serinales, Debaryomycetaceae. The transcript has a single exon. Gene Ontology annotation, biological process: rRNA processing. Gene Ontology annotation, molecular function: RNA binding.